Molecule: messenger RNA, 708 nt
Organism: Penicillium robsamsonii
Lineage: Eukaryota; Fungi; Ascomycota; Eurotiomycetes; Eurotiales; Aspergillaceae
Product: ThiJ/PfpI family protein
Exons: 3
Coding region: 1-708 (235 amino acids)
Molecular function (GO): glyoxalase III activity
Source: RefSeq, a predicted model, not a curated record
AUGGCACCUAAAGUCCUCGUCGUCCUCACUUCCUACGACAAGAUCGAAGCCACCGGUGACCCAACCGGCUGGUUCCUGCCCGAAUUCGCCCAUCCCUACGAUGUCCUCCAUGACAAAGUCUCCCUAACAGUCGCCUCCCCAAAAGGAGGCGAAGCCCCCCUAGAUCCAAGAUCAGUCAAGAUGUUCGAGGGAGACGAGGUAUCGCAAAAGUUCCUGAAAGAACAAAAAGCCCUAUGGACGAACACGUACAAGUUGGAGGAUAUGCUUCCGCGCGCGGGCGAGUUUGAUGCGAUUUUCUACGUCGGUGGUCAUGGACCAAUGUUCGACCUAACAAACGACCACAUCUCGCUCGCUCUAAUCCAAACCUUCGCAGCAGCCAACAAGCCCGUCGCAGCCGUCUGCCACGGUCCCUGCGUUCUACUGAACGCGACAGCACCCUCGGGCGUACCUCUUAUCUCAGGCGUUGGCGUGACCGGGUUCUCGAAUGCCGAGGAAGAUUCCGUGCAUCUGUCUUCUGCGAUGCCGUUUAUGCUUGAGACGGAGCUGGGUCGUGUUACGGGUGGGAAGUAUGUUAAGGCCGGGGAGCCUUGGGGGGAGAUGGUUGUUAUUGGGAAGGCUGCUGGGACGGGGUCGACUAUUAUUACAGGACAGAAUCCUGCGUCGGCGGCUGGGGUUGGGAAGGCGAUUUUGAAAGCUUUGGGGUUGUAG